This is a messenger RNA of Myotis myotis, 524 nucleotides long. RefSeq names its product replication protein A 14 kDa subunit-like. The transcript has a single exon. NCBI's taxonomy places the organism in Eukaryota, Metazoa, Chordata, Mammalia, Chiroptera, Vespertilionidae. Bases 27 to 395 code for a protein of 122 amino acids. The record is from RefSeq and is a predicted model, not a curated record. Gene Ontology annotation, cellular component: site of double-strand break; nucleus; DNA replication factor A complex. Gene Ontology annotation, biological process: nucleotide-excision repair; DNA replication; double-strand break repair via homologous recombination. Gene Ontology annotation, molecular function: damaged DNA binding; single-stranded DNA binding.
AAGAAGAGGAAGAGGCUCCGUCCAAAAUGAUGGUGGAGGUGAUGGAGUUGCCCAAGUCGCGUAUCAACGCCAGCAUGCUAGCCCAGUCCAUCGACCGGCCCAUCUGCUUCGUAGGGAGGCUGGAAAAGAUUCAUCCCACUGGAAAAAUGUUUAUUCUUUCAGAUGGAGAAGGGAAAAGUGCAACCAUUGAGCUGAUGGAGCCUCUUGAUGAAGAAAUCUCUGGAAUCGUGGAAGUAGUUGGAAGAGUAACAUCCAAGGCAACCAUUAUGUGCUCAGCUUAUGUCCAGUUUAAAGAAGAUAACCAUCCUUUUGAUCUUGGACUUUACAAUGAAGCUGUGAAAAUUAUCCAUGAGUUCCCUCAGUUUUUUCCUUUGGGGGUUAUGCAAUAUGAUUGAUCUUAAUUGCAAAUGAGCUGCACUGAAGACUGUGAAAGGAGAUCCCUGAUAUUUGAGGGAUAGAUUCUUGUUACUUUUAAUAUUUAAUUUGUUCUCUUUGUAAUUUCAUUUACCUAACUUUAUUAGAUA